Messenger RNA from Clupea harengus (Atlantic herring), 6345 nucleotides. It is a transcript of the gene znf512b, whose product is annotated as zinc finger protein 512B. Lineage: Eukaryota; Metazoa; Chordata; Actinopteri; Clupeiformes; Clupeidae. Gene Ontology annotation, molecular function: zinc ion binding. The record is from RefSeq and is a predicted model, not a curated record.
CUGUCUCUCCCUCUGUCCACUGCAGGCCCAUGGAGAGUGGCCCUACUCCGCCCGUGUUCUUCAAGGUGAAGAAGACUCAGGAGCCGUCGCAGCCCUCCCAGAACGGCGAGUGUGCUGCCGCUGCCGCUGCCGCCUCGCAGAAGCCCGACAGGAAACCGCAGCAACAGCAGCAGCAGCAGCAUCUGCAUAAGCAGCAUCAGCAGCACACACACACUCUCACACACACACGCACGCACACACAGCAGCAGCAGCAGCAGCAGCAGCAGCAGACGCACACACACAUGCAGGAGCAGGCGUCCUCCUCAGAUGUCUCCCCUAAAUCCCCCGAUGACAGCGAAAGCGAUGACGGGGACAGUUUGCCCCCGUCCUGCCCGGAGGAGGACCCCGAGAGGACCAGGCACAGAAGGAAGCAGAAAACUCCAAAGAAGUUCACCGGAGAGCAGCCCUCCAUCUCCGGCACGUUUGGACUCAAAGGGAUGAAUAAAGCGGAGGAGAAGCUGAAGGCUGGGAGAGCGAAGAGGACAGAGGGGGGCCUGUUCAGUGAGGAGCCCCCGAGGAAGCACACAGCUCCGGCUCCAGCUCCGUCCAGGAGAGACAGAGAGAGAGAGAGAGAGGCCUCUCAGCCUCCAGCCUCAGGACCCCCAGCAGAUGCCCAGUGGCACAGUGCCAUCUCCGAGAGGGGGGAGGUGGUGUGCCCCACCUGCUCCGUGGUCACCAGGAAGACCGUGCCGGGCCUGAAGAAGCACAUGGAGAUCUGUCAGAAGCUCCAGGAUGCCCUGAAGUGUCAGCAGUGCCAGAAGCAGUUCAGGUCCAAAGCCGGCCUCAACUACCACACCAUGGCUGAGCACAGCGGCAAGCCCACUGGGAAGGAGAGCCCCGUAAGCAGCAGAGGAGGCAGUGGGCAGGAGGAGAGGGAGAGACUGCGCCGUGUCCUCAAGCAGAUGGGCAAGAUCAAGUGCCCCAGCGAGGGUUGCUCGGCCCACUUCUCCAGCCUCAUGGGCUACCAGUACCACCAGAAGCGCUGCGGGAGAGACGUGUCCGAGGCCGACAAGCCCGUCUUCCUGUGCCAGCACUGCGGGAAGACCUACCGCUCCAAGGCCGGCCGAGACUACCACCUCCGCUCGGAACACCCCGUCGCUCCAGCCAGCGCCUCCAGAGGAGUGGGCACAGAGGAGUCCAGGCAGGGCGGGAGGAAGGAGCAGCAGCCCCCCGCGGAGAGGCAGAGGGAGGAGGCGCACAGGAGGACACAGCAGCAGUCGGCCCGGGUGAAGGAGAGGUCGGAGGAGCGCGCCGGCGGGGGAGCAGGAGGCCCCGUCGGUGACCACGACCACGGCGCCGGGGUCAGGGGGGACUGCGGUAGCCACGGCGGCGACGGCGGCGACAACGACGGCAUGGAGGACUUUGAGAGGACGCCCAGCGGGAGGGUGCGGCGGCGUUCGGCUCAGGUGGCCGUCUUCCACCUGCAGGAGAUCGCCGAAGACGAGCUGGCCAAGGACUGGACCACCAAGCGCCGCAUCAAAGACGACCUGGUGCCGGACAGCAAGAGGCUCAACUACACUCGCCCGGGCCUUCCCACGUUCGACCCGGAGAUCCUGGAGACGUGGAAGAACCAGGUCAAGGAGAAGGGCUUCAUCUGUUGUCCUAAUGGAAGCUGUGAAGCUGUUUACUCGAGUGUGUCUGGCCUGAAAGCCCAUUUGGCAAACUGCACCAAGGGAGGGGGCGCCGCGGGGAAGUACAUGUGCCUGCUGUGCCAGAAGGAGUUCAGCUCGGAGAGUGGCGUGAAGUAUCACAUCAGCAAGACACACUCCCAGAAUUGGUUCCGUGCCACCACCAACAUACCGCCCAACAGCAAGAAACCACCGCUUCCUGAAAGCAACGGCAUCAAGAACGAGGUGAAGAAUGGGGCGACCGGCAAGAAGAGGGGUCGCAAGCCUAAAGAGCGCCCCCCGGAGGUGACCUCCGCCCUGUCAAAGACUCCGAGCGCCAACCCACCGUCUGUGCCCGUCCAGACCCAAACUCAGAACCAAACCUCAGGCUCUGCCCAAAAUCCAGCCCCUGCUCUGCCCCCAACCCCCACAACCACCACUCCCACUCCCUCCCCCACACCCAAACCUGCCCCCACACCCAAACCUGCCCCCACACCUACCCCUGUGCAUCGGGGCAGCUUGGGGCAGAACAGAGACACGCAGACCCUCGUGAAGAAGAGGGGCAAGCCCAAGAAGGUGCCGUCCGUCGAAUAACGUGGAUGACAUCCGGUGAGGAUGGCCGUCAGAAGGAUGGCGAAAGACAAACGUCAGACGUCAGACGUCGCGGCACAACACAGCCUUCUGAUCCCCAGAGGCUGACGGAUAGGAUAGAGCUCGAAGAAUAGCCUUCCAUGGAAUGGAGCUCUUGAAAAAAUAAUUGGUCCUGUAUCUGAUUUCAUGGGGGGGUUUUGUUUCGCUUUGAUUUUUUUUAGUUUUUAAUUAUUUAGUUUUUUUUUACCUUAUAUACAUGUACUUAUAUACAGUAUAUGUGUUUGCUGGUAUAUACUGAUAUAUAAUAAUCUUUUCUUUUUUUUCAUUCCAUUUUUAGACCUCUUGUUAAUGAUAAAGAUGUUACUCUAAAACAGGGGUAAUUGUAAUCAAAAUUGAGAUCCCAGUUUAUAUAUAUAUAUAAAUAUAUAUAAAUAGCAUUUUCUAGAACAAGCAUAAUAUUUCAGAUUUUUGUGUAGCGACGUCCACAUGUCCGUAGUUUCAUGUUGUGUUCAAGAGAUUUUCAAAAAGGAUAUACAAAGUUAUUCAAUUAGCAUGGCGAGCUAAUUUACUGCUAGUGUUUUAUCACGGAUAUAUUGUACUGUGUAUAUAUACAAUAUCUAUAUCUAUAUAUAAUCAAAGCAAUGAAUUUGUCCACAGUUUUCAAACCGAGGUAGGUCAAAGUGGUCCUUUUGGUUUAGUUUUUUUUGUUUUUUUCGACAGUCACAUUUCAUUUGCUUUCUCUUCGAUGUGAGGUUUGGUCCAGUUACGGCAGCUGUGUGUCAGAGAUAGGAUGGCUCCAGACUGCUGCAGUGCAAUAGUGUGUUGCUCUCGUGGAUUUGUUUUGGUCUCUUUUCCGUCUGAACUGUAAGAGAGGUGGAACUUUACAUAUACUGUACACCCCGCUAAGAAAGACUCCUUCUCUUGUUUCAUCCCUGGCUGUUGUCACCGUGGUUAUAGGUUUUGGCAGUUGGACAAGGUUGUUGAAAACCCUAUGUUAACGCUCCACCCCACCCCACCCCACCUCACCUCACCCCCAGUUUGGAACAUGCACGUGUAAUUGGUGUUUGUUCUUUUCCCACGUGGUCUAACAAAACUGACUUUCACUAAGGCCAAGCUGUUAAAAGCUAUGAAGGUAUAAGCUAUUUUUGUCCUGUUUUUUUGUCCUGUUUUUUCAGCUGUAUCGGAGCAGACUGAGCAGACUCGUUAGGCUUUGGAUUGGCCUCAGACCUCGAUGAUGUCACUAUAGCUAACCUAAGCUGGAAGGAACGUAAAGGAUUUUUAUUUUCUGAAGCUACGCUGGGGGGAACUCCCCAAGAAGCUAGACAUUAAAACAAGAUUAUUAUCAUGGAUGGAUUAUCAGGAGGAAGAUUAACAAUACUGACCUAUCGAAUAGUUGGAAAGGAUAUUCUUUUCGCUGCAGUUGUACAAGAACGACAAGCAAUGCACACAGACUGCGCGUGAGACUAUUAUUAACUGUAUGCAAUAGAGAGAGUUGGGUUUACAUGCGGACAGAGCUGCUUGGUGAGACAUCCUAGCACAAAGACAGAGGUCACCAUUGGCUUAAGUAUGAAACCGGAACUGAACAUGUCGGAACCAGGCCUCAGCUUCUGUUAGGAGGAUGGCUUCGUCCCUUUUGUUUUGGUCAUUGGACGACGGGAAGCGCGAGCAGUUGCUUUGUUGAGAAUUCGAUGAAGGUGUUUUUCGGUGACAGAACUGGGCCCGGGCCUGAGAGGAUUUGGACACGUUUGGGCCCGAGGUCCUAUCAGUGGAAGAAAAAAAAAAAAAGCGAAGAAGAGAUGUUCCUCUUGCACUUUAACCCUCCCCUGCUCUCCCCUCCCUGUUUUAUCUUGCACUUUUGAGGCACUGUUAAUCUUUCACCACCCCAACCUUAAUCCUGGGCUGGGCAGUUACCCCACACCCCCCCUCUCUCUUCCUACCCCCCCCCACCCCCCAAAAAAGAAAACAUCAUGUGAACACAGCACAGAGCAAGACCCACCACAAAAAGUGUCAUGUGCGGAAACAAUUCAUCCCCCUUGCUCCCACUUGAAGAAACAAAAUCAUGUGUGUGGAGCCUGCAAUGGGUGACAGUCACACUCACUUAAAGCAUGAAGCCAUACGUGUCCCUUUAAAGGGACUUGAGAUUUCAAAGCUGGGCGACUGUCCAUCGCAACUUCCUCAUUUUCUUACAAACAGCUGAGAUUUAGAACAUAGUAUGAAAAGAAAGUCAUAGUUUGAGAAUCAAAAUUGAAAGAAAAAAAAAGAAUCCGUUAUUUAUGCUAAGAGAAAUAAAUGCUCUAAUUGAAGUACUUGAAACCAUAAACAACUUACCAUUUUUAAAAUAAAGAAAUCCUUUAAUCACAGGUCACUCAUAGAGAGAAUAAAUUCAGUGAAUUAUUUAGUGUAUAUUUAUAUCUAUUGAGAAUAAUAAUCAGUUUGCUCAAAUUACCAGAGGAAGAUUUAUUUUAUGAGCUCUUGUAAAUAGGAUCUUCAUAGCAAUCUAAUAGUACUUGGAGUGCAUUUCGAAUGAAGUGAGAACGUGAAUUGUUAUGGUUUGGCAAAAGGUGCUCUUGGAACCAUUCUACCUUAUGGACUGUUGUGUAGGUCUAUCGUGACGCAGUCCCAAAUCUCCCUGCUUUCCAGAGUAAACAACUUAGAUUCAUGGGGAUCACUUAUCUUCUGUCCACGCAAAAUAAUUAAUAUCACUUGUGUUUUAAGAAGACUGCUCCAAAAAUGGGAAUGCAACAAUUCCUCUCUUAUUAACCGGAGCGGUCUGUAAUUUAUUAUGUUUUCACACAAUAUUUAUGAAGUGUUCUUUUCCCUGUUUUUUUUUUUUCAGUGUUAGUUGAAUUGUCAUAGGAAACCCUUUUUUCUGUGUGUGUGUGUGUGUGUGUGUGUGUGUGUGUGUGAGUGUGUGUGUGUGUGUGUGUGUGUGUGUGUGUGUGACGUUGACUCUCUGCCUAUGUGUGUUAUCAGUGUGGUCUUAGUCUGGCUGAUAAUUAGCUCGACUGCCUGUCAUGGUAAAGAAGUGACAGUCUUCAGAUGCUAAAUACAUAGGAGACGCCUUUGUUACACCUAGUCGAAUGUACUUCUCAUGGUUUCCAAUGAUUUCACCUGAUUCCUCUUGGUUUGUUUCUUUUGACAUUUGGUAUUGUUUGAGUGAUCGCUGAGUGAUACCGUCGUUGUUUAUAUUGCGAUUAUAUUGUCUUAGCUUUCAACAAUCUGUCUUCCUAGAUGUGUCUUACACAUAUGCAGAGGUGUGACCGACUAAAUGGCAAUGUUUUAUUUGCAAAAUGACAGCAAUACGCCAUACCACAUCUGAAUAUAGGUUUGUUUUUUGGCUGAUAAGGACGCUGUUUCCAUAUUGAAAAUUGUCUCCAAAUUUGUCUGGGCUAUUUGUUAGUGCCAUUCUUCUUUGCUUGUUUGCUUCUUAAACUUGUAACACACAAGUUGUUAUUAUAUGAAAUUGAAAAGCCACUUAUUGGGGGACUGAAAUGUAUUUCAAUACACAAGCUUGUCCUUACCACGACUUCACAUGGAUGUGUGCAUGUGUGGGAGUGUGUCUUUCUUUCCGUGUUAGUACACUUACAAGUACUAUCCCAUGAAAUAGGCUUGAAUUUGGAGUGUUUGUAGAGCGCGUAGGUGACCUAGGUGGUUUGGUGUGGCUUUUUGUACCCUUUACUUCCACUUGGUGUGUUUUUUUCUUAUAUUCCUAAAGGUUUGCCUCACUAACAAUACAACAAAAUAAACUUUUAAAUGAUUUUAAGAGUUUAAGUAAUGGUGUGUUAAGGUUUGCUUUUGAAAAUGAAGGUAUAUUCCCCCUGUGUAGGGCUGUUACAUUAUAUCCAGAGGCUGAGAUUACAAAGAAGCUAUUGAAAACCUAUGUGACCCCCUAUUAUUGAGAAUAGUAGCCAACUUACUGUAAUGAAUUAAACAUUUUUGUUUCUCUUCCUGUUUCUCUAUUUAAGUUUUUCCUACAGUACCGUUUCACAGGGAGGCAUCUUCCUCCAAAUCUGAACUGUUACAGUUGUUUGUUUUUUUUUCUCUGAAAAUUGUUGUAUUAACUGUGCAUUACUACCCUUCAACUAAUAAAAUGUUGUUGACUUAAAAA